This is a messenger RNA of Saccharomycodes ludwigii, 3330 nucleotides long. It is a transcript of the gene POL5, whose product is annotated as DNA-directed DNA polymerase. The coding region runs from base 1 to 3330 and encodes 1109 amino acids. The transcript has a single exon. Gene Ontology annotation, molecular function: rDNA binding; transcription factor binding. Gene Ontology annotation, biological process: regulation of DNA-templated transcription. The record is from RefSeq and is a predicted model, not a curated record. Gene Ontology annotation, cellular component: nucleolus. Lineage: Eukaryota; Fungi; Ascomycota; Saccharomycetes; Saccharomycodales; Saccharomycodaceae.
AUGACAGCUUCUAACAAUACAAAAAUGGAUAAUACUACUAAUAAAGUCAACAGGGAUUUAUUUUUCAAGUUGGCUUCUGAUUUAGAAAAGGAAAGAGUGGAAAGUGCUAUCUCUAUAAUUAAACAAUUAAAUCUUCUCAAAGAAGACAGCGCUAGUCUGUUUACUAGUGAAUAUUCAUAUGUUUUAGAUAGAUUGACCAAGGGUUUGGCAUCUAAUAGAAGCGGUGCCAGAUUAGGGUAUUCUUUAUGCUUGACAGAGGUUAUUAAUCUAGGAUUAGAAACUAGGGAACUGUCCAGUAUUGAUGAAUAUAUUGAUAAUAUUUUAUUUAAAACUUUAAGUGGCAACAGUACUAAUAAAGAAGAAAGACAAAAUUUGUUUGGUUUAUUAUUUGGUCUACAAUGUCUUCUUAAUGAGCCGUUAUUUUCUAAAAUCUUUUUUAUUCCUAGUAACGGUGACAGCAAAGCCAUUAAUAUGCAGUUUAGUAUUGCUUUUGUUAAUCAUUUAAUCCAUAUUUCCUUAGGGAAAACUUGGAUUUCUGAACCUUGUCUAUUUACGGUUUACAAUUUUAUCACCAAACUGACUCCACUUAUUGUUGAUAUAUCACACAUUGAAGAAAUUUUGAGCGCUUUAGAUGAGAAUUCGUUGACGCUAACUAAAGAAGGCUUGGCGGUUUAUCUAUGGUUUAUUUACGAAUGUCCCACUACAAGUAUACUUAUAAAAAACAACGACGGAUUAAAGCACAUAACUUUUAAGAAUAAAAAUAAUACCAACAAUUUAAAGUGGAAAAAUAAUGACCCUUUGUCACACGGGAAUUUGAAAACUUUAGCUUUAGUAAUGAAGGAAGCGCUAAAUAAUACCACUGUUGAUGGAAACAGUAGUACUUCUAAACCGAAGGGGUUCUGGUCUCCUCGUUUACAUUUUGUUUGGGGCCAUUUACUAAAAGUUUUAUCUAGCAAUGCAUCAAAUGAUGAUGGAAAGCGUGCUCAUAAAAAGAGAAAAAUUGCUAAGGGCUCGUCAAAGAAACAAAAGUCCAACUCUGCCAGCAAUAGUAUGGGGAUAAUCCAAAUUUCUGAUUUUUGGAAACCUGUUGUUGAUGAAAUUUUUUUUGCUGAAAAGGCUUCUAAUGAACGAAAAUAUAUUGGACUCUUAAUUUUUAAAAAAAGUUUAGAAAUUUUGCCAGCUGAUUCAAUUCCAGUUUUAUUUUCCAACAAUUUAAUACGCACCAUUAUUAAUCAAUCUUCUGAUAAGGAAAGAAUGUUGUAUAAACUGUGUCACUCUGUUUUUGAUGACAUCAUCAAAAUUCUUCGUUUAAAUGGAAAUUGUAGCAAAAUUAUUCCAAUCUUAGAAAAUUUGUGGUUUACUCGUGGACUUGUUAACUUUGACCAGCUAACUAAAUCGAAUUUUACAAGCAGCCUAUUGAAUAAUAAACAAUUAGAUAAUGAUAACUUGUGUUGUUUAACUCAAAUGAUUUUAAAAAAUAUUAUGAAUAAUUCUGCUAAUGAAGAAAGUGAUGCGGAUAAAGGUAAAAUGGUUAACUUUGCGUUAGAUUGUUUAUUACAUAUUGUUCGUUCCCAUAGAUCCAAAGCUUUAAGUAUUGAUGGUGGUGGUAUUGAAUGGGUAAAGCUAAUUUUAGAAAAACUUGUGGAUGUAGCAUUUUUUAAGGCCGAUAAUGAAAAUGAGAAAAGCACCAAGAACAUUAGAGAUCAAGAACAUGAAAUUAGUACAGAUGCUGAGAGUUCCAUUAAUUAUAAAGCUUUACAAAAAUUAUAUUCUGUUUUAGGAGAUUUGAUUUCAACGAAUAAUGUUUCUAGUGGUUAUGAUACCAAAAAUCAAGAUAAUUUACAGUGGCCCUAUUUUGUUUUACAACUAACUGUCACCAAAGAAGAAGAUGGAAACAAACCAUUAGUAUAUAAGCCAGAUGAGUCGCUAAUUAAUAUCAAGUUAAACUCAUUGUCUGUUUUAACUGAAAUAAAAGAGUUACUGAACGCUGAUAUUAGUACCGAGACUAAUGUACAAAGGGGAGUUUUCCAAGGUUUGGAGUUGUUGUUGACUAUUAAUUUGCUACAAUUAUAUUCUGGCGACACUGAAUCUUUAUCUAUUUUGGAUGAUCUAACUACUUUUUUUGCAGAAUAUACCCAUGACACACAGGAAGAUAUUUCUUUUGUGGGUAUUACGGAAAUAUUAUUAUCUUUAUUGGCCCAACAAAAGUCUUUUUUAAAAAAAAUAAGUAUAAUUGUGUGGAGGUUGUUUAUGCCUGUCAUUAAACAAAAAGAAAUCGAUGUUUUAUUGAAUUCUUUGUCAACAAGGGAAAAUAAAAAGGGGUUUACUCUUUUAUUUGAGAGCGAUUAUGAAUUACAAGAAGAAGAAGAAGAAGAGGAAGAAGAAGAAGAAGAGGAAGAAGAAGAGGAAGAGGAAGAAGAGGAAGAGGAAGAAGAGGAAGAGGAAGAAGAGGAAGAGGAUAUUGAAAAUCAAAAUCAUGAAGAAAUCGGAAAGAUCGAUAAAGAAGCCACCAGCGCGUUAGCCAAGGCUUUGAAUCUUCCAGAAAAUAUAUUAAAUAGCAAUGGUGAAAUUAGAUUUGAUGACUUAGACGACAGUGAUGAUAAUAUUAGUGAUGAUGACGAUGAAGAUGAAGAUUUGGAUGAUGAAAAAAUGAUGGAAUUAGAUGAACACUUAUCCUCAAUUUUUAAACAUAGAAAAGAAGCCUUGGAAAAAAUUAAUACCGGUAAUCAAAGAAAAGUUGAAGUUCAAAAUGCAAGAGAAACAGUUACAUCUUUUAAACAGAAAAAUGUUGAUCUUUUAGAAGAAUAUAUUAAAUGUGUAGAACAUAGUGCUAUUAACGAUAUUGGUAUUAGUUCGCAACAUUUAAUGUUAUUAUUGUCAAUGUGCAAACCUUUUAUUCAAUGCAUCAGAAACACUUUGAGCAGACAAUUGGCCGAGAAAGUUACCAAAUUAAUCAAGACAAGAAUUUGUAAAGUUAAAAUUGGAAAUGCUGCUAAAAAAGACAGUAAAAAUUUAAUUAAAUAUAGUACUGCACUUUUAGAUGAUAUCCAUGAACUAGUAUUGAAACCCAAAAUUGGACAAUUUCCAAACCUAUAUUUAUCCGUUGCAUCUACAACAUCCCUAUUUUUGUGUAAAAUUAUCCAUACAUUAAAAACAAAUGGAGAUAAUGACAAUGAAGUAGGAUUAUUUGAUGAUAUUAUUGAUAGGUAUUCAAAUACAAUGAAAAAAUGGUCUAGCGACCCGUCUGUUAAAAUAACACAAAACUUUUUCACAGAGUACGUUAAUUGGAUAGCGGCCAAAAAAAAACAACAAACUAGCCAAGAAAAAUAG